AUGAUGCUCAUUGGAAAAGGUGCUUGCUGCCGAACCAGUGAUGUGACUUUAAUCCUGGGGAAUCAUGUGCUGGAGGAGCUUGUAGUUGAUAUCUGUUCUACCUAUGACCUUGAAGCCCCUGGAGAAGUAGCAGAAAGGCAUCUGAAGCUCUGCAGUCAUCGACGGGACCAGAAGUGGCAUCAUAAACAAUACAAGAAAGCCCACUUGGGCACAGCCCUGAAGGCCAAUCCGUUUGGAGGCGCCUCUCAUGCCAAGAGAAUUGUGCUGGAAAAAGUAGGGGUUGAAGCCAAACAGCCAAAUUCUGCCAGCAGGAAGUGUGUCAGGGUGCAGCUCAUCAAGAAUGGCAAGAAGAUCACAGCUUUCGUGCCCAAUGAUGGUUGCUUGAACUUCAUUGAGGAAAACGAUGAAGUUCUGGUUGCUGGAUUUGGUCGAAAAGGUCAUGCUGUAGGUGAUAUUCCUGGAGACCGCUUUAAGGUUGUUAAAGUCACCAAUGUGUCUCUUUUGGCCCUGUACAAAGGCAAGAAGGAAAGACCAAGAUCCAAAAUUUUGACAACGGAAAUGCAAUAA
This is a messenger RNA of Onychomys torridus (southern grasshopper mouse), 567 nucleotides long. Its product is annotated as 40S ribosomal protein S23-like. The transcript is spliced from 3 exons. The coding region runs from base 1 to 567 and encodes 188 amino acids. The record is from RefSeq and is a predicted model, not a curated record. Gene Ontology annotation, molecular function: structural constituent of ribosome. Gene Ontology annotation, cellular component: cytosolic small ribosomal subunit; ribosome. Lineage: Eukaryota; Metazoa; Chordata; Mammalia; Rodentia; Cricetidae. Gene Ontology annotation, biological process: translation.